This is a messenger RNA of Ceutorhynchus assimilis (cabbage seed weevil), 2483 nucleotides long. NCBI's taxonomy places the organism in Eukaryota, Metazoa, Arthropoda, Insecta, Coleoptera, Curculionidae. The record is from the annotation of a GenBank genome assembly.
CUUCACUCAGUUGUAUUUUUAAUUUUAUUCCCGGAUGCCCGGAUUGGUACUUACGGAAAUGGUUAAUUUAUAAAGAACUGAACAGAACAGAACAACACAACUCGGUGUAUAAUUAGGGUUGUUCCCAUGAUAUCGCUGAACUGGUUGUUUUGUUUACAAUUAAAAUUCCUUUGUUGGUGUUAUGUAAGGCUGAAAAAGUGGUAAACAUUGGUACAGAAAACUAGUGGAAAUUUGGAAAUUAAACUAUUAGUGCAAGGUCCACUGAAAAUUUACCAAAAUCUGAAAACAUCCUGAAGGUUCAAAAAAAUGUCUUCCACAGUAACAACAGAACAAUUCUCCUUGAGAUGGAACAACUUUCAUUCAAACAUAACAUCAGGCUUCCACGAAUUACUCCAACUAGCCGAAAUGGUAGAUGUCACCCUGGCUGUAGAUGGACAUUUUUUACAAGCCCACAAAGUAGUUUUGUCUAUUUGCAGCCCUUAUUUUAAACAAAUGUUCAAAGAAAACCCUUGCAAACAUCCUAUAGUGAUUUUGAAAGAUGUCGGACAUGAAAAUAUGAAGGAUAUUUUACAGUUUAUGUACAUGGGAGAAGUUAGUGUGCUUAGAGAGAAUUUGUCUUCGUUUUUGAGAACUGCUGAAGUUUUACAGGUCAAGGGAUUGACUGGAGAGGAUUCGAAUGAAGAACCAUGUCCACCAAAAAAAGAUGAAAUCCCAGAAGACGACAAUGAAAUUUACAAUCAACUCAUAGAAACUACAACUGACGAUUUAUCCUAUCCUGAAAACACACCUCCUCCUCCUCAAACAUCUCCCCUACCCCUGAACUGUUCAAAAAAACACUCGAAAUUACUAUCACCAUCAAAUCCAAAAAAAAUGAAAACUGAAUCCAGUGAUAUACCAAAGCCUAUAGACUAUAAAAGCUGUGAUUUUAAUACCAAUACUCUAGCAAGAGGAGACAAUAAUGACAAUGAUGAAGCCAAAGAUUAUUCUAAGAGUGGUGCAAGUGCAUGGACCAGUCAAUCACAGAUGGAAUUGCCUAGUGGAAGUUGUAAUUUGGAACAAAGUAAUACAGAACAAGAUUCUACCCUCUAUCCAACGGACGCCAAAGGCCACGUGUUCUGUCCGUAUUGCUGUAGAAAAUUCGUCAACCGCUACAACCUGAAAGUCCACAUCCGCGACAAGCACGAAUCGAAAUCUACAGAUUUGGAUUGUCAAGUGUGCGGCAAAACUAUGAGGAACCAGAGCUGCCUACGAGUCCAUCUUUAUCAUCAUCGCAAACAGCAAAUGGAAGCUGCAGGCAUCGUUGGUAAUGUUAGUUAAUUAUGUUUGUUUUGUGUUUUUAGGAAAUUUUAAAUUGCUCAUAUAUAGCUAUAGUUUUAAUUGUUAAAUAUAAUGCCUCGUGAUAUUUAUAUUUUGUUAUACAAAUAUGGUUAGUGAUAGUGAAUGUUCAAUUCCUAAUCUUGUUAUAUACGUUGUAGUAAUUAAUGCCAGUUGAUCAAAAUUAAAAUUAUUGUAUGUAGGAAUGGGUAUUUAGUGACAAAAGUGUAUUGUUUUAUUUGAGAGGAUAUGUGGCCAUGAUUCAAUUAUUAAAAUACCACACAACUCUGGAAGCUCAUUAUAACUGUGUGGUACUUUAUAUUAAUUGAUUUGUAACAUAUUUCCCCUCCAAGUGGAUUUUAGUAUAGAUAUUUUUUGUUGAGUUCAAAUUUUAAUUACAUAUUAUAUUAUAUUUAUUUUAGGCUAUUGUUGUUAUAAAGUGAUAUAUAUAGGGUGUACCAUUUAAAACGAAGCAGGCUAAAUAUCUAAUGCCUCGUUUAUUUUUUUUUUUAAAUCACUCGUACAGGUAAUUUGAUUUUCAAAGGGGGAAGUUUGCCGCAAUCAUUUUUAGCACAUCAAUAUGACUAUAACUUUCUUUCAAAACAGGUAUCAUUCGACCCCCUGUUCCAUUUGGAAUGGUAAGGAUUCGUCCCAUCCACUCAAUCAAAUUACAUGUACGAGCGAUUUUUCAAAAAAUAAAAGUGUCAUCAGAUAUUUAGCCUGUUUGUUUCGUUUUGAAUGGUAUACCCUGUAUAUAUAUAGUUGGUAUGUUUUCAAUUGAAUACAAAAUUUACUUUACUCUUAUAUAGGGCAGGCUUGAGUAUUUGUUAAUACUAAUAAAUUGGCAGCUUUGCCUAUUUUGAUCCUAAAUUUUUUUGUUAUUCUAUUGUAAAUUGAAUGUCACUCGAAUAGAAUUAGGUGAAAAAUUAGGUACAUUUUUAAAUAUAGCAAUGAAAAAAAUGCUCAAUUUUUUUGUUAUACAGAUUAAUAUUCUGUUUUUAUGUAAUUUAUUUAUUGUAUGUUUAUGUUAUAUUGUUUAUAAGUUAUCUUGUUAAUUAUUGGGAACGUUUUAAUAAAUUUAUUAAAUAAAUUUUGUUCACAUUCUAAUUUUUACCAAAAUUAUGGUGUCUCUUAGUUUUCUGACAUGCAGAAAUCGAUUCAUAGCUUCC